Molecule: messenger RNA, 600 nt
Organism: Gadus morhua (Atlantic cod)
Lineage: Eukaryota; Metazoa; Chordata; Actinopteri; Gadiformes; Gadidae
Product: protein DEPP
Exons: 2
Coding region: 118-480 (120 amino acids)
Source: RefSeq, a predicted model, not a curated record
CGGCGGCUAUAUAAAGGGCUGAGUGCUCACACUGGUCUCAGACUGACUGAAGCCUACUGGACUUAACAUCGCUGCACACUAACUCCAAAUAAGACCAAACAACUACAGACUCAAAGAAUGAAACGCAGAUGGUCUCUCCUGCUGCCCACCAUCACUGAGACCCUGGAGGACCCCGCGUCGCCCCCCCUGCCCACCCCGGCCUCCCCCACCCCGGACGACUACAUGGCCAGCAUCCAGGCCCUCGCCCGGCCCCUGGAGGCCCUCAACCCGGGGCCCUCCCGGCUCCAGAGGGCCGCCCGGCCGCGGCUCUUCUCCAAGGCCCAGACAAAGCACUCGGGAGCGGCACUACUUCCACGUGGAUCCCCUCGCAGCUCAAGGGCCGGCGGGGAGAGGCUGGCCCUCAGGACGGUGGAGGAGCGGGACUGCAGAGGCAGGGACCCCGUGGACUGGCUGUACGGACAGGCCCAGAUGAGGACUUAAUGGGGACCCACUUUCUGUUUUGAUUUUUUUUUUUUUGAGGCCAGAGACUACGAGGGAACACGCCAACAGUGGCUCUCAUAGAGCUGAAUUGAAGAAGUAUUUAUUUCUAUGCACUCAAAA